Molecule: messenger RNA, 1071 nt
Organism: Aspergillus nidulans FGSC A4
Lineage: Eukaryota; Fungi; Ascomycota; Eurotiomycetes; Eurotiales; Aspergillaceae
Exons: 2
Coding region: 1-981 (326 amino acids)
Source: RefSeq, a predicted model, not a curated record
AUGGCCUUACCAUCAUACCCAGGAAUCUUACACAAUUAUGCACCCCGCUUGGUAGCUUUUGAGUUCAGGUCAUCAGGCACUCUCAAGCCGCACAGUCUCCUCUUCAUUGGCGGCCUCACAGACGGCUUGUACACGGUCCCCUACGUCCAGGGACUUGCAAACGCUCUAGAACCAACUGAAUGGUCCCUCUUCCAUCUCCAUCUAUCGUCUUCCUACGGUGGCUGGGGGAUAGGUAGUCUUGACCGAGACGUUGAAGAGAUCGGCCAGUGCAUCGAAUAUGUCCGUAACCUGAAGCAGAGAACUACAAGCGGAGCCAAGGUAGUCAUCAUGGGCCAUUCGACAGGAAGCCAGGAUGUGCUACACUACCUGUACUCGGCGAAUCCGACCCCGCGCAAUCCUGAUGUGGACGGCGUACAUAGCCUCACGCGUCCAGCCGUGGAUGGGGCGAUCGUGCAAGCACCAGUAUCGGAUCGAGAGGCGCUGCUGCAAUGCGCGAAGGAGAGCCCAGAGGCCCGCGAGGCAUAUGAGAAACUUGUCACAUUUGCACGGGAGCAACCCGCUCGUGCAAUCUGUCCUAUAGAGCUUUCAGGUUUGGUAGGGUUGGAUCCUGUCACUCCGGUUAGUGCAAGACGAUUCUGGAGUCUUGCAAGCCCCGAGAGUCCUGAGAAGCCGUCAGAAGAUGACUUGUUUAGCUCUGAUUUGACGGAUGAAAGGCUUGGUGAGACGUUUGGCCGGAUAGCCGAGCGCGGCUUGCUGCGGACCACUCUAGUGGCGCUAUAUUCUGGCAGUGAUGAGUAUUGCCCCAAUUGGGUAGAUAAGGAAGCUCUAUUGGAACGAUGGAAGCGUGCAACAAAUGCGAGAGGGGAAAAGAAGUGGGACGACGAAAUCAGUGGUAUCAUUCCGGGGGCGAGUCACAAUGUCCGAGACGAAGGUCAGGCGUGGAUGAUUGAACGCAUCCUCAGCUAUCUCAAUCGGGUUUGAGGACCGAAUUAGAGCGCGUGUAAGGUAAAACAAGAACAGAUUAUCAAACGGAUAUAGAGAGCAUUAAUAUACAGACAUAGGAAAGAUAAG